Molecule: messenger RNA, 1515 nt
Organism: Amborella trichopoda
Lineage: Eukaryota; Viridiplantae; Streptophyta; Magnoliopsida; Amborellales; Amborellaceae
Gene: FBP
Product: Inositol monophosphatase family protein
Biological process (GO): sucrose biosynthetic process; gluconeogenesis; fructose 1,6-bisphosphate metabolic process
Cellular component (GO): cytoplasm; cytosol
Molecular function (GO): fructose 1,6-bisphosphate 1-phosphatase activity
Source: RefSeq, a predicted model, not a curated record
UAAGCCGUCUUUUGCACGUGUGGCCCUCGAAGAAAUACCUGCUAAACCCGCGUUAUCUUUCACAGAGACCACGAAGACUCAGCGAUGGCAGGCGUACGACGCGUGGCUCUCCGACCCUCCAUUGCUCAGCGAUAGCCCUAUCCGGAACCCUAAUUUCGAAUUUCAAUGACCUUUAAACCAAUCCCUUAUACCUACUUUUAAGAGCUCGUUAGUGGUUUUGUGGAUUUUGAGCUCGUCUGUUUCAUUUUCAAUGGCGUCCUAUUGAGGAACUGAAUCAUUGGAGUCCAGUUCGUGGCAUUUCCUUGGGAUUUUGAGGUAUUUGAGGGCUGAUUUAGCCAUGGAUCACUCGGUGGAAGCUCACAGGACUGAUCUUAUGACGAUCACGAGGUACGUGUUGAAUGAGCAGUCGAAGCAUCCGGAGUCGAGAGGGGAUUUCACCAUUUUACUCAGUCAUAUUGUCCUUGGAUGCAAAUUUGUGUGCAGCGCUGUUAAUAAGGCUGGCCUUGCAAAACUCUUAGGACUUGCUGGAGAGACUAACAUACAGGGUGAAGAGCAAAAGAAAUUGGAUGUGCUUUCAAAUGAGGUUUUUGUCAAGGCUCUAGUCAGUAGUGGCCGCACGUGUAUUCUUGUCUCUGAGGAGGAUGAGGAGGCCAUAUUUGUGGAGCCAUCAAAACGUGGAAGAUAUUGUGUUGUUUUUGAUCCACUCGAUGGUUCGUCUAACAUUGAUUGUGGUGUUUCUAUUGGAACUAUCUUUGGAAUCUAUACCGUGAAAGACCAAGAUGAACCAUCCCUGAACGAUGUCCUGCAACCUGGGAAGAAUAUGCUGGCAGCUGGUUAUUGCAUGUAUGGAAGCUCUUGCACGCUUGUGCUCAGCACAGGAAGUGGUGUGAAUGGAUUCACCCUUGAUCCAUCUCUUGGGGAGUUCAUACUGACUCACCCAGAUAUAAAGAUUCCAAAGAAAGGAAAUAUUUAUUCAGUGAAUGAAGGCAAUGCAAAGAAUUGGGAUGGUCCAACUACCAAGUAUGUGGAGAAAUGUAAGUUCCCUAAGGAUAGCUCAUCUCCAAAGUCUCUUAGAUACAUUGGAAGUAUGGUAGCUGAUGUGCACCGCACAAUGCUUUAUGGGGGUAUUUUCUUGUAUCCUGCAGAUAAAAAGAGUCCAAAUGGGAAGCUACGCGUCCUUUAUGAAGUCUUCCCAAUGUCUUUCUUGAUGGAGCAAGCAGGAGGACAAUCAUUCACUGGCAAGGAAAGGGCGCUCGACCUAGAUCCAACAAAGAUCCACCAGCGUUCUCCAAUAUUCCUAGGAAGCUAUGAUGAUGUUGAAGAAAUCAAGGCCCUCUAUGCAGAAGAGAAUGCUAAAGCUUGACUUGUAAAUUGAUUCUUAUGUCAGUUAUGUAUCUAUUCAUACUCGAUGAUCCUCGUUUCACUCAUUGUUGCAGUAAUUCAGAGCUUUCUAAAACGUCAUUCUUGAAUGUAACUGGAAUUUUCAUUAUAAGAAGUCCGGUUUGCAUUCUUGUA